This is a messenger RNA of Closterium sp. Naga37s-1, 2742 nucleotides long. Lineage: Eukaryota; Viridiplantae; Streptophyta; Zygnematophyceae; Desmidiales; Closteriaceae. The record is from the annotation of a GenBank genome assembly.
AUGCACCCUGCUACCUCAUUGGCCACAGCAGUUCGCACUCGCACACUCUCAACGUCCCGCACCCCACCCUGCCGUGGUCACUGGCCGUCCCCCGCUGCCCAUCCCCACCUCCCAAUACCGCUGGCCUGGCCCUCAUCGCUCAUCCACCUCACCUUUUCCCCGUACAGCAUCCAUCCAUCCAGCGCCCUCCCGUUUUCCUCCUCUCCACCCACCCGCAUCAGCUCACUCCUCACAGGGCUGCCUAGAGAUUAUCCUCCAUCCAACAUUUUCCUCCCCCCCACCCACAAUCCCUCCCUCUUCCUCAACCCCAAUCCUUCCCUCCCCUCCACCUCCCCACCCCCAAUCCCUCCUUCCCCUCCACUCCCCUUUCCACCCGCAUCAGCUCCCUGCUGGGCAUCAAGCUGCGCUGCCCCGCGCGCCCCGCCGACUCCUGCUGCCCGGGGUGCCUUCAGAGCGACCUGCCCUUCUGCUCCCUCCUCUGCCCCGACUUCUGCCAACAAUGCAAACCACCCCCUCUCCUCCUCCUCCUCCUCCUCCUCCUCCUCCUCCUCCUCCUCCUCCUCCUCCUCCUCCUCCUCCUCCUCCUCCUCCCUCCCUCCCACUGUGCUCCCCCGCCCUCUGUGCCCCCCCCUACUCUCUCACCCCCUUUUGCCUCCCCUGCAAGCAGCGUGGGAGAGGGAGCUGCUGGUGGGCUUCAGGAGGGAGCUGCUGGGGGGCUUCAGGAGGUACACGUGGAGGGAGGUGAUGGAGGCGACCGACCAGCUGAGCCCCGACAACCUGCUCGGCAAGGGCGGCUUCGGCUCCGUCUACUGGGGCGUCAUCGGCGGGUCACAGCAGAGCGGGUGGAGCACAGGGGUGUGGAAGCGAGCUGAGGCUAGCUGGAAAGAAGCAAGCAGCGGCAUGCACAAGGGGAAUGGGAUGAGCGGAGGGAGUGGGACGACGAAUGGGGGGAGUGGCACAAGUGUAUGUAGUGGGAAAAGUAUGGGGAGCGUUACGAGUGCAGGCAGCAGGAACAUUGCUUCUGUUGCUCCUGCGGACGGCAGUGCCCCAGGGGUGGGCGGCAGUGCUCCCAAGGUGGGCGGCGGUGUGCGUGUGGUGGUGGGUGGUGGCAUGGAGGUGGCGAUCAAGCGAGUUGCUGUUGUGGAGCGAUCGUCCAACGUCGCCACCAUGUUUGAAGAGGAGGUGCGCGGUGCGGUGAAGGCGGUGUCCAAGUUGAGCCACAAGAAUCUCGUGCGCUUCCUCGGCUACUGCAACGAGAACAACGAGCAGCUGCUUGUGCGCAACCGCACGUCUGUGCUUGUCCCUAAACCACCCCACCACCCUCCCUCCCCCCCCUAUGUGCGUGAAGGCCCUCUGAGCGACCACCCGUACGAGAAGGUUGGUGGGCACCUGCUGGCCUUUGAGUUGUCCCAUUGCAACCCCCUUCCACCGGGUGUUGGUGUGUUGGUGUACGAGUAUGUGCCCAACGGCGACAUCAGCGACCACCUGUACGCCAAGUUCCAAGGGCACCUGCUGACCUUCGAGGAGCGGCUGGACGCUGCUUUGGGGCUGGCGAAGGGGCUCAAGUACCUUCAUUAUCAUGCAGAGAAGCCCAUUGUGCACCGCGACAUCAAGCCCUGCAACGUUCUGCUCACAGAGGAGUACCAGCUACGGCGUGCUGCUGCUGGAGAUGGUGACGGGGCGGCCAGCCACGGAGAGCGACCCAAACGACCAGAGCUGCAUCAAGCACAUCACCUCCUGGGUGAGCUGUCAUAUCCACGUCAGUGCAUGGAUGAGCUGGCACGUCCACAUCAGCACAUGGAUGAGCUGGCAUGUCCACGUCAGCGCAUGGAUGAGCUGGCACGUCCACAUCAGCACAUGGAUGAGCUGGCAUGUCCACAUCAGCGCAUGGAUGAGCUGGCACGUCCACAUCAGCACAUGGAUGAGCUGGCAUGUCCACGUCAGCGCAUGGAUGAGCUGGCACGUCCACAUCAGCACAUGGAUGAGCUGGCAUGUCCACGUCAGCGCAUGGAUGAGCUGGCAUGUCCAUCCGCCCCUCCGCCACCCCUCCCCGUCCCUUUCACCAUGCAGUGCUGUACCGCGAGCGUAGGAGAUUUGACAAUCUUCCCCCCUCCUCCCCCAAACCACCCUCCAGCAGGCUGUGCUGCGGUGCCAUACAUCAAUCGCGGAGAGAUCCGGGUGAUAGCGGACGCGCGCAUCGCCUCGCCGCUCAACCUGCCCUUUCUGCUACAGAUGGUGCGCACCGCCGCCCUCUGCGUGCAGCUGCCGUCCACGCGCCGCCCGGACAUGGCUGAGGUGGCGCGCGUCAUGCUGGACGCCCGCCGCACCUUCCAUGCCGCCGCCGUCGCCGCUGCUGCCGUCGCCGCUGCCCUUGCUGCCACUGGUGGUGCUGGCGGGCCGGGGGUGCAUGGAGGAGGAGCAGGAGCAGCUGCGGCAACGCACGUCUCAAGAGGAAUCCUGGGUGGGGGAUGGGCGCUGGGUGGGAAGGGGAGCCCCCGAGGAGCAGAGGUGGGGAGGAGUGGGCUUGUGGGUGCCAGCGGCAGGGCGUUGGGGAGUGAGAGCAUGAAGAGAUGGGUGUAUUACUUCGGCGGCGGGGGUGGAGGGCGGAGCAGGCAAGAGAGUGAGCAAUUUGAAGAGAUUGUCCCAGAGACUGGCUCAGUGAAGCCCGACAGUGGAUAUACGGUUACCACUGGUAACACAGCAACCAGCGACUCUGCUCGUGGAGAUAGAGACGUACCUUGA